Messenger RNA from Microthlaspi erraticum, 777 nucleotides. The record is from the annotation of a GenBank genome assembly. NCBI's taxonomy places the organism in Eukaryota, Viridiplantae, Streptophyta, Magnoliopsida, Brassicales, Brassicaceae.
AUGGAGUCUAAUUCGGAUCCAAAAUUAAACCCGGAUACGAAUUCCGUCGGUCCUCCUUCUGCUCUGACCUAUCUCGAUCCUCACUACUGGGACGAGAGGUUCACUUCGGAGGAACACUAUGAAUGGUUCAAAGACUACUCUCAUUUCCAGCAUCUCAUCAAUGCCAACAUCAAAACUUCUUCUUCUGUCUUGGAACUGGGAUGUGGGAACUCUCAGUUAUGUGAAGAGCUAUAUAAGGAUGGCAUUGUUGACAUUACCUGUAUUGAUUUAUCUUCGGUUGCCGUUGAGAAGAUGCAGAGUCGAGUGGAGUCAAAAGGGUACAAAGAAAUAAAAGUGGUGCAAGCUGACAUGCUAGAUCUCCCUUUUAACAGCGAGAGUUUCGAUGUGGUUAUUGAGAAAGGGACCAUGGAUGUACUAUUUGUGGAUGCUGGUGAUCCAUGGAAUCCACGCCAAGAAACUGUGAGCAAAGUCAUGGCAACUCUCGAUGGAGUUCACCGUGUUUUGAAACCAGACGGCAUUUUCAUUUCCAUUACAUUUGGGCAGCCACAUUUUAGACGUCCUUUGUUUAUGGAUCCCAAGUUUAGUUGGUCCAUGGAGUACAACACUUUUGGUGAUGGCUUCCAUUAUUUCUUCUAUAUCUUGAGAAAGGGAAAGAGACAAAAUGAUGAGAAAGAAGAAGAUGGGAAAUGCAGAGAUCCAUCAAUAUCCAUGUAUCAAGAUGAACUUGAAGGCGAAGACUACCUUUUCAGAACACACAUCGAUGAUGACGAGGAUUAG